UGGGCGGCACGUGGGUGGGUUCGAGGGAGCUGUGCUGGCGCUUGUGGUGAGAGGGGGAGAACGGCGGUGGCGCUUUGCGAAAGCUCCGGUCGGGCCGGCUGUCUUCGGGCCGUUCGGAAGGCGGUUGCCCCGUUCUCCUUGUCCUCGCUCGAUGCUGUCCUUGGGCAUUUCUGCGGGCCGAAGCUUGAACAGAGCUAGAAACCCACGGAUUUUACUCAAAAUGACAUUAGGAACAGAGAUUACAUCAUUUCUCAAGGUGUCUUCUUACAGUGGAACUGACCGAAAUUUCCUGAAAUGGGAUCUCUCACCCGAGCAGAUUAGAACAAAAACUGAAGAACUUAUCAAGAAAGCAAAGCAGGUUUAUGACAAAGUUGGCAAACUUGAUAUGGAAGAAAUCACGUAUGAGAACACUGUACAGACUCUAGCAGAUUUAGAAGUGGAAUAUUCAGUGGAAAGGAGCAUAUUGGAUUUCCCACAACACGUAUCCCCUGAUAAAGAUGUCCGUGCAGCAAGUACCGAAGCUGAUAAAAAGCUUUCUCACUUUGAUGUUGAAAUGAGCAUGAGAAAGGAUGUGUUCCAAAGGAUUGUCCAUUUACAGCAAAUGUGUAACCCUGACACUUUAAGACCAGAAGCUAAAAGAUAUUUAGAGAAGUCAAUAAAAAUGGGGGAAAGAAAUGGACUUCACCUUCCUGCAGAAGUCCAGAAUGAAAUCAAGACAAUCAAGCAGAAGCUGAGUGAAUUAUGUAUAGAUUUUAGCAAAAAUCUCAAUGAAGAUAACACAUUUCUGAUAUUUUCUCAAAACGAACUUCGUGCCCUGCCUGAUGAUUUUAUCAGUAGUUUAGAGAAGAUUGAAGCUGACAAGUAUAAAGUUACCUUAAAAUAUCCCCACUAUUUUCCCGUUAUGAAGAAGUGCAGUGUUCCAGAUACCAGACGAAAAAUGGAAACUUCUUUUAACAGCAGGUGCAGAGAGGAAAAUGCUGACAUUCUUCGACAGCUUCUUCCUUUGAGGGCAAAACUAGCAGAACUUCUGGGGUAUAGCACACAUGCAAGUUUUGUUCUUGAAAUGAACACUGCAAAAAUAACAGACAACGUUAUAACAUUCUUAGAUGGUCUAAGUAAUAAACUAAAACUUUUGGGUAAAGAAGAGAGAGCAUUUAUUUUAAAUCUGAAGAAAAAGGAAUGUGAAGAAAUAGGUGUCGAAUAUGAUGGAAAGAUUAACGCGUGGGAUCUGCAUUAUUAUAUGAAUCAGACAGAAGAGCUCAAAUAUUCUGUAGACCAGGAGAAGCUGAAGGAGUAUUUUCCUAUUGAAGCAGUUACAGAAGGCUUGCUGAAAAUUUACCAGCAGUUGUUGGGGCUUGUAUUUGAACGAGUGGAAGAUGCUCAUGUUUGGCAUGAGAGCAUUACUCUUUACACAGUGAAGGACAGUUCAACAGGAGAAAUUCUGGGGCAGUUCUAUUUAGACCUGUAUCCAAGAGAAGGAAAAUAUGGGCAUGCUGCAUGCUUUGGUCUCCAGCCUGGCUGCCUUCUUUCUGACAGCAACAGAAUGAUGUCAGUAGCAGCUCUUGUAACUAAUUUCACAAAACCAACUUUAGAUCGCCCAUCACUGCUGCAGCAUAAUGAAGUGAAAACUUACUUUCAUGAGUUUGGGCAUGUAAUGCACCAGAUAUGCGCUCAAACUGAUUUUGCUAGGUUUAGUGGAACUAAUGUGGAAACAGAUUUUGUAGAAGUACCUUCACAAAUGUUUGAAAACUGGGUUUGGGAAAAAGAACCUCUACAACAAAUGUCCAGACACUAUAAAGAUGGAAGUCAGGUCCCCGAUGAUCUCCUUGAGAAACUAGUAGCUUCUAGACUAGCCAACACAGGUCUUCUGACUCUUCGUCAGAUUGUUUUGAGCAAGGUUGAUCAGUCUCUUCAUACACAGCCUUCAGCUGAACCUGCUGAAGAAUAUGCCAAAUUCUGUGAAGAAAUUUUGGGUAUAUCUGCAACCCCCGGUACAAAUAUGCCAGCUACCUUUGGUCACUUGGCAAGUGGGUAUGAUGGCCAAUAUUAUGGAUACCUAUGGAGUGAGGUGUUUUCUAUGGAUAUUUUUUACAGUUGCUUUAAAUGUGAAGGAAUAAUGAAUCCCAAGGCUGGAAUGAAAUACAAAAAUCUUAUCUUGAAGCCUGGAGGCUCAUUAGAUGGGAUGGACAUGCUCCAAAACUUUUUAGGUCGUAAGCCAAACCAAAAAGCAUUUUUAUUGAGUAAAGGAUUAUGUGCUUAGUUACAUAAUCCUCCUGAGUUUUUUGGCAAAAGACAUCACCUAGGAGACCAUCUUAAAAUACUAUCAUGAAAAUUAAAAAAGACACUUUGUUAGGGAAAGUCUACUUGAGGUUUUAAAUGUUUUUAUUACCAGUUU
Messenger RNA from Pseudonaja textilis, 2395 nucleotides. It is a transcript of the gene NLN, whose product is annotated as neurolysin. Gene Ontology annotation, biological process: proteolysis; peptide metabolic process. Gene Ontology annotation, cellular component: mitochondrial intermembrane space. Lineage: Eukaryota; Metazoa; Chordata; Lepidosauria; Squamata; Elapidae. Gene Ontology annotation, molecular function: metalloendopeptidase activity. The record is from RefSeq and is a predicted model, not a curated record.